Molecule: messenger RNA, 1974 nt
Organism: Cladocopium goreaui
Lineage: Eukaryota; Dinophyceae; Suessiales; Symbiodiniaceae
Source: the annotation of a GenBank genome assembly
UGUUUUCCCAUCAGCGUCAUGGCGCUGGCACCCAAGGGCAGUGGUGUUGGAGCUUCGGAGGUAUCGUUUCGAUCUGAGAUUCCGUCCAGCGCAGAUAUGUUGGAGGAUCUGCCAGAGGAACUUUUGAGGUCUGUGACUCUUCCUGUGGCAUUGAGAGGCCUUGGAAAGGAGUGGAGACAAAGAGAUCCAUCCUUUGGAAAGUGGAGGCCUCAUCUAACGAUGGCGCAGACGCAACGCUUCGACUACUUUCUGAGCCAUGAUUGGGGAACUUCCGGUUGGAUGAAGUACUUUAGCUUGUUGAUUUUCUUCAACAGCAGGGCAUCAGCUUUGGUGACCUUUGUUUCCAGUAGUCUUUUGGGAGUUCUCUCGGGGAUGGAACUUCUGCCGAAAACAGUUUGGUGGCUGAUCCUCGGUCAACUGGUGGCUCUGGUGGUCCUCUUCUUCUGGCAGCAUCUGCGGGAUGUGUUCAGCCGUGAGAGACUCUUCGUUGACAGUCUCUGCAUACCACAGCAUGAUGAAGGUUUAAAGUCUCAGUGUAUUUAUGGACUGGCAUCAUUCUUGAAGCGGUCCGAUACUCUUCUGGUUCUUUGGUCUCCAAGAUACUGCACCCGAUUGUGGUGCAUGUAUGAGCUUGGUUGUUUCUUGAUGAAACAGAAAAGAGCAAAGCACAUUCUCUUUUUGCCAGUGCAAAUGUCGGUGCUCUGGUUACUCUGCUACCUUCAGGUGGCUGCAAUAUUUGUGACAGCACUCAUUGGGCAGCGAGUCGGCAACGUCUUUGACUGGCAGGAAAUCACCGGAACGCUAAGCCUUGCAGCUGUAAUCUUGAUUCAAGUCUUGGUGCUUUACCCAGCAUAUUUCUACAUCAUGAAUAGCAUGCUUGCGGAUAUGAAUCAAUUGCCAAGGCUUUUUCGAGACUUUGAAUUGGACAGAUCCGAAUGUUUGUGUUGUUCUUGCCAGCACCGGCAUCCCAUCACUUUGGAGGAACUCCCAUGCGACCGCCAACUGAUCUAUGAAAGUUUAAAGCAUUGGUCAGGUGAGGCUGGCGAUAUCCAAACCGUGUUCAAGACACAUUUGGAUGAGCAUGUCAUGCCAUCAGUGGAGCAAAACUUCCGAAGUUCCGCGCUCUUCGUGCGGCCUCUGAUGUCCGCAGCAUUGGUGGCAUCGUGCCCCUUUAUUUGCGACUUCAUGUCCGUGGAAUUUACAAAGCUUGUUCGGAAAAUGAAAGGAAACAGCUUCCGCAAUGCAGGGCUCCCAGUCUACGUCUUCUUCCUGUCCCUAUGCCUGGUCCGCUGCAGUUUGUUGCUAGGGCGACUCGGGGUGCGAUGGAAAGAACACCCAAGGUGUGCAGUGCUGUUUCAAGUGCUGGCAUUCUUAUGCAUCAGUCAAUUCUUGGGCAUGGGUUACCCAUUGGCUGUGGCCGUGACCUGGAUUAGCUGAGUGAUUUUUUGAACAUUUUCCCAUGAAUCCACCAUGACGGGGGGAAUUUUCUAGUUCUUUUUUGGGAGGGGACUCCUUAAGCAGAUCAUUCAGGUGGGUUCAAAAGGGUUUAAGUUCACAGCCAUCAAUCUUUUACCCUUCCUUCUGCUGUGCAUCGUCAUGACCUGGAGUAUGUGUGUAUAUCAACGCGCACUCACAAGUUGGUCCAGGAUGUCUCUAGUGAAGAGCAAGGCUGCGAAAAAACCCGCCAAAAAGGAAGUCACAGUUGAGCUCAACGAGAUCGAUGGAUCAAUUUGCUCUGUGGACUCUGGGUCGACUGUUGGGAUUUGAUGCAUCUUUUCACCGUCAGCGUGCCAAUCUCCAAACGGAGAAGUAGCACAGACCCGAAAAGUGGGGCGAAAACCAACAUGUCCAUGAGCUGAAAUGGUAGUCACUGGAGGAAUUACGACACCAUGUUCUAGAGAAUUAGAGAAUGUUCGUUUUGGACAUGAGCAGAGAUCAGAGUUGGCCAGAAACACUGGAUUGCAAAUACUUGGC